Molecule: messenger RNA, 2518 nt
Organism: Elgaria multicarinata webbii
Lineage: Eukaryota; Metazoa; Chordata; Lepidosauria; Squamata; Anguidae
Product: cytosolic phospholipase A2 epsilon-like
Exons: 20
Coding region: 1-2475 (824 amino acids)
Biological process (GO): glycerophospholipid catabolic process
Cellular component (GO): cytosol
Molecular function (GO): calcium-dependent phospholipid binding; calcium ion binding
Source: RefSeq, a predicted model, not a curated record
AUGGUGAGUAAAGGGCUUCCAAGAGGCUUCUACAAAGACCCGAACUGCUGUCCUGGUGAAGAUGGAGAACAGCUGGGGCCAAAGAAUGCAGAGGCAUCGCCUUGUCAUUUGCUGAGGGUAAGAGUGAUCAGAGCAAGGAAUCUACGGCAAGCAGAUAUCUUAAGCCAAUCUGAUUGCUUCUUGACAUUAUGGCUGCCAACUGCUUCUUCUGUACGGUUCCGAACAAAGACUGUUCAAAAUUCCAAAGACCCAGUCUGGAAUGAAACAUUUCAUUUCAUGGUCCAGUGCAAAGUGAAAAACGUGCUGGAACUGGGUGUCUAUGAUGAAGAUAUCUACCAAGAUGAACAUCUUUUCACGGUGUGCUUUGAUGUAGCUGGACUCCCACUAAAUGAAAGUGUUCUCAUGAGCUUUAAUUCUGAUUCAAAGGAUCAAGAGGAGCUGCAGCUAGAAUUUGAGUUACAGAAUAGUUCAAGUGCUCCUGAAAUUCUCAUUACGAAUGGAGUUCUUCUGUCUCGGCAAGUUUGCUGUUUGGAAUUUGAGGUGGAGAAGAAAAAGGCACAAAAAUCAAAUGAAGGACUAUCCCUUAUGGUGAAAGGAUCUCAUGAAGGACACCAGGAGUUUAAUUUUGGCUCUAAUUUUUGUGUGAGACCCACAUGCCAGUCCACAUUCCACUUUGUCAAAUACAAGCAUCCAACACUAGAUGUUAAACUACCAAAGAAGGAUCUAGAUUACGCCUUUGGACGUUCUUCCUAUAAUAGAAAAGAAGGAUCUUUAAAAGUAGAAAUCAAUUCCAUUCCCAGAAGCAUGAAAAUUGUGCUAGCAGAGAAUAAUGGAUUUGCUUUGCAUGUGAAAACAGAAGACUGUCAGACUGGCCUAGAUGUGCGCUUGGGAUAUGACCUUUGUCCGCAGGAGAAAGACUUCCUGCACAAAAGGAAGAACGUUGUUGCUGAUGCUUUGAAAAAAGUUCUCAGACUAGAAAAGGAUCUGCGGGACCAUGAGGUUCCAGUAGUGGCAAUCAUGACAACAGGGGGCAGUACAAGAUCACUGACGGCAUUGUAUGGAAGCCUACGUGGUCUUCAGAAGUUAAAUCUCUUAGACUGUGCUACAUAUAUAACUGGUUUGUCUGGCACAACAUGGACCAUGGCAAAUUUGUACAAAGAUGCUUGUUGGUCAAAAAAGGAUCUGAAUGAGCAAAUCAGUGAGGUUAAAAAACACGUGACUAAAAGCAAGCUGGAGUGCUUUUCGAUGGAGCGUUUGAAAUAUUACAACAGGCAGCUGCAAGAGCGGAAACAAGAGGGACAAAAGACAUCUGGGAUCGAUCUAUGGGGAUUGAUUAUUGAAUAUUUGUUAAACGAUGGGAAAGACAACCAUAAACUCUCUGAACAACAGCAAGCAGUGAAUGAGGGUCAGAAUCCUUUGCCAAUUUAUACUGCAAUCAAUGUGAAAGAGAAAUACAGCACUAUGGAUUUCAAAGAAUGGAUGGAGUUUUCACCCUAUGAAGUGGGGAUACUAAAAUAUGGAGCUUUCGUUCGGACUGAAGAUUUUGGAAGCGAGUUCUUCAUGGGGCGACUGAUGAAGAGGCUUCCAGAGACUCGGAUCUGUUACCUGCAAGGCAUGUGGAGUAGUAUAUUUUCCCUGAAUCUGCUGUAUUUCUGGAAUACAUCUCACAGUUCAGAGGACUUCUGGCACAAGUGGACACAUAACCGAAUAGUUGAUAUUGAUGAAGAGCCUCAUCUGCCUACCAGACCGCAUGAACAAAAGACACAUCUGUACACACCUGCAGGACCUCUCUCCACUGCUUUUAGAGACGUGCUGACUGAUCGCCUGUCAGUUGCCCAGUACCACAACUUCAUGAGGGGUCUCCAGUUAGACAAUAGCUACCUGGAGAAUAACAAGUUCUGUAGAUGGAAAGAUACUGUACUAGAUUCUUCUUCGCCCAAUCAGCUGACCCAAACAGAAGAAUACUUAUCCCUAGUAGAUACUGGAUUCUUCAUCAAUAUUAGCUGUGCACCUCUGCUGAGACAAGAGAGGAAGGUGGAUGUUAUCAUACAUUUAAAUUAUAGUGCAGGAUCACAGUCAAUGCCCCUGAAGCAAUCAUGCAAAUACUUUGCAGAACAAGGAAUCCCAUUUCCCAAAGUUGUGCUGAAUGACGAUGACAAGCUUCUGAAGGAAUGCUAUUUAUUUGAAGAUGCGGAGAACACGGAAGCACCAAUAUUACUAUUCUUUCCACAAGUGAACGAUACCUUUCGCUAUUACAAAGCACCGGGUGUAAAACGCUCUGAGUCAGAAAUGAAAGAUGGAGAUAUUGAUAUUUCCAGUAACAGCACACCCUACUCUACAUACUCAUUGACAUUCAGUAAGGAAGAAUUCGAUCAGCUGGUGGAACUCAGUGAAUACAAUAUUCUGAAUAACCAACAUAAGAUUCUGCAGUGCUUGAAUAGAGCAGUGGAACGGAAAAAAGUACUUAUGCAAUAGUCUUCUUUACUGAGCACUUUUGUGGAUGAGAUAAGAUGUUGGA